AUGAGAGCGACAUCUAUCCUCUACCGCCAGUGCGUGCGACUGACGUUCUUCACGCGACCCCAAUGCGGGCUAUGUGACGAUGCAAAGGAGGUACUGUCCAAGGUGUGGGAUCGAAGGCCGUUCGAGUACGACGAGAUCAACGUGAUGGAAAAACAGUACAAGAAAUGGAGGGGCCUUUAUGCGUUGGACACUCCUGUGAUUCAUUUCGAUGCUACCGAAGAGAACAACUACAGCUUCGAGACGACCACGGCUGCGCGUAAGCUCAAGCACAGGAUCACGGAAGAGGAAGUCGAGUCGGCUAUGGAUGGUGCUUUGAAGACCGCAAAGUGA
Molecule: messenger RNA, 330 nt
Organism: Saxophila tyrrhenica
Lineage: Eukaryota; Fungi; Ascomycota; Dothideomycetes; Mycosphaerellales; Extremaceae
Exons: 2
Coding region: 1-330 (109 amino acids)
Source: RefSeq, a predicted model, not a curated record